Messenger RNA from Arabidopsis thaliana (thale cress), 1142 nucleotides. RefSeq names its product prenylated RAB acceptor 1.B2 (gene PRA1.B2). The record is from RefSeq and is marked reviewed. The transcript has a single exon. The coding region runs from base 213 to 854 and encodes 213 amino acids. Gene Ontology annotation, biological process: vesicle-mediated transport. NCBI's taxonomy places the organism in Eukaryota, Viridiplantae, Streptophyta, Magnoliopsida, Brassicales, Brassicaceae. Gene Ontology annotation, cellular component: endosome membrane; endoplasmic reticulum.
UAUUGGGCCUCUUCCAACAUUAUAGACCCAUCUAAAAAUUGCUAUUAACUCCAACUUAAUAUAUUGGGCCUAUUCCAAAACAUUAUAGGCCCAUAAAAUUUAGGCCUUUAGAAUAUCUAACACGGUUUUGCCGCAACUUCAGUUUCCACUAAAAUCGGAACAACAAAUUCACACUCUCUCCGCCGCGCACAGACUCACCGACACCACCAAUAAUGUCUUCUUCUCCGGCGAUUCUUCCCGUCACCAACCAGCAAGCAGCCACUCAAUCUCAACCUCCAAUCAAUUCUCACGCCUUCCGUACUUUCCUCUCACGCCUCUCGUCCUCUCUCCGCGAAAGCCUCUCUCAACGCCGUCCAUGGCUAGAACUCGUAGAUCGGAGCUCCUUCGCUAGACCUGACUCUCUCACCGAUUCCUUCUCCCGGAUCCGUAAGAAUCUCGCUUACUUCAAAGUCAAUUACUCCGCAAUUGUCUCGUUAGUCCUUGCUUUCUCCCUCCUCUCGCAUCCAUUCUCGCUUCUCGUCCUCCUCUCUCUCUUAGGCUCCUGGAUGUUUCUCUACCUCUUCCGAUCUUCAGAUCAGCCUUUGGUUCUCUUUGGUCGUAGUUUCUCAGAUCGUGAGACUUUGCUUGGUCUUGUUUUGACUACGAUUGUGGUUGUGUUUAUGACGAGUGUUGGAUCUUUGUUAACAUCGGCGUUAACGAUUGGAAUCGCGAUUGUUUGCUUACAUGGUGCGUUUAGGGUUCCUGAUGAUUUGUUCUUGGAUGAACAAGAGCCUGCUAAUGCUGGUUUACUCUCGUUCAUUGGUAAUUCUGCUGCUACUUCUGCUGCUGCUUCUGUUGUUGCAGGACGAGUUUGAGAAGCUCGAAUUUGAUGAUUCUGAUCCUAGAGAACAAACGAAACCUGGAUUCUCAGGGUUUUUAGUUAUGUUUUGAGUAUAGAUUCGAUGAAGAUCUGUAAGUGUUAGAUCUAAAGAUGCAUUGUUGUGUUGUAUUCUUCAAUUUCGUCACAAUUUAGAAAAUUUGGAGCUGAUCCUUCUCAAGUAUUGUAAGAUCUCAUUUACCUUAAAUCAAUUUGAUACUCUUUGCCUUCAUCACCAUAUGUUUGAGUUAGAUUUAGACUAAACCAGUGAAGAUUAUAGUUUGAC